Diabrotica virgifera virgifera (western corn rootworm) is the source of this 1467-nucleotide messenger RNA. RefSeq lists its product as uncharacterized. The transcript is spliced from 2 exons. The record is from RefSeq and is a predicted model, not a curated record. Lineage: Eukaryota; Metazoa; Arthropoda; Insecta; Coleoptera; Chrysomelidae. The coding region runs from base 58 to 897 and encodes 279 amino acids.
CAGUCAAAAAUUGCUGAUUCUGUCAAUGUACAACAGUGAAUCCAUUUUUAUGAUUAAAUGCAACCCCCAACUGAAAAACCGGCAACUAAAAAAUAUCAGACCCUCUUCAAUAACCAACCUCUUACUUGCCCGUGGAACAGUGCGCAACCAUAUCCGAAUGCUUCUAGCAGAAAUCACACAGAACCGUCAACAAGCUGCAAUAAUAAGAAUAAAGCAACUCCUACAAUACAACAAUCGUCGACUCAGUUUUUUUACUUUCUGAGAUUGAUGCAACUUUUUCCAGAAACACACCCAGCUACGAUUCACACAGUACUCACUUUGUGCAAUAACAAUUUUUUUCAAGCAGUAGACAAGCUUUUAUACGCAAAAAAAUGUAAAGCCUUGUACAAUAGAAAUCAAUCAAGUUACAGAAGAUCUCCAUAUGAACGGAGCCAAACUUCUGCUGGUCAUGUUCAUAGUGGUGUUUGCAGAAAGGAAGAAGUCAUCAACUUAAAGCAGGGCCAAAAGUUUAAGACGACGUCGAAGGUAUUUCAGGAGGAUUUAAAAAAGACUGAAUAUUUUUCUGGUAGAACUCAAAAUUCUACUUGUGUUGUUGAAGCACACUCAGAUACUUCAAAAUGUACCUGUCAGAUGAAUAGUCUUCAAGUCCCUCAAACUAAUACCUUAGUGACAGACAAUCUAAGUAAUCAAGUAACUGCUUAUAACGACCCAAUUUCUAUAAACACAGAAUUUAAAAACUCUGCUGAUGAUACGAUCAAAGUUAGAACUCCUGAAUUGUCCAGUGAUACACCGACUUCAGAUAGUUCUCCAAGUAAAGACAACAAAUGGGAAAAUUUAUCGGAGCUAUCUCCUGAGAGUCAGACUAUUAUAAAAAGUGAUAUAAUUAUUCUCAAGUAGUUUAUAGUCCGUUCUUUAACGGUAAAAUAUUGCAAAACCUCUAAAUUUUAAAGAACCGUUUGGAUUGACAUGAAAUUUGGCAUACACAUAGCUAACAAGUCAAACAAAAAAAGUGAUAUUGUGCCGAUAUGUGCUUUUGCCCUGGGGGUGGUUCUCACCCCCUCUUGGAGGUGAAAAAAUGUUCGUCCAAAUAAAGUCAGGAAAUGGAUAAACUGGCUAAUUUUAAGCAACUUUUGUUCUAUAGAGGUUUUUCACUAAGUCAAUACUUUUCGAGUGAUUUGGCAGUGAACAUGUUCAUUUUUUCAACAAAAUAACCACGCUUUUAGACGGUUUUUCGCAAAUAACUCAAAUAGUAAGUAUUUUGUCGAAAAAAUAUUCAUAGCAAAAAUAUAGCCUGUAAAAAUUUAAAAAAAUGGUGUAUUUAUCACGUUUCUACACCUAGUAGACGCAGAGUUAUAGCUAAUGAAAAAUAGGUUCAUAUUCGUCAAAUUCCAGAUGGAAUAAUUUAACGUGAAAUAACCAAAAAUGAUGCACAUUUCGGGGAAAACUCAUUACAAUUUAUUUAAAGUG